Molecule: messenger RNA, 612 nt
Organism: Fomitopsis serialis
Lineage: Eukaryota; Fungi; Basidiomycota; Agaricomycetes; Polyporales; Fomitopsidaceae
Exons: 4
Coding region: 1-612 (203 amino acids)
Source: RefSeq, a predicted model, not a curated record
AUGGCACACAAGGGGAAAGGGGUUGACAAGCCGGCUUCAGACGGCGAGCAGCGGUUCACCUUGAACCAGCUCCAGCAACUCCUGGAGGCGAUGCAUCUCGUCUCUGAGCAGGAAGCGGAACGCCAGAUGUGGCAAGAUGUAGAAGAUGACAGUCAUCCAAUGGUGUCAGGACCAUUUCCCUCGUCCGAGUCGUCUACGUCCUCUGCUGCCGGUAGUAGCUCCCAGGCCGGAGGCGGUGCUCCGGCCGCUGCAUCCCCGGCCUCCGUUCCUCUCGCGCGACCUGCUUUCCCUGGCAGUUCGUCUGCGUGUCGUCGCGGCGCUGGUCGCGGAACACUGCCGACUGCUGUUGGCAACAACGAGCACACCGGCGGACACUGUGGCAAUUUCCACCGCCCCAUCGAGGAGACUGAGCCUCGCGGCAACGUUGGAACAGUCAGGUGGUACUGCAUCACGCGCGGUCAGGCCGUUGGAAUCUUCCGUGACUGGAUGCUGGUGGCUCCUUUGGUCAUUGGAGUUCCUAACGCAGUUUUCCAGCGCUACCCUACCUUCGGCGCUGCGCUCGCGGCGUUUAUGAGGGCCGCUGAAAACGGCAACGUUGCCGUUAUUAUGUAG